GGGGGCGGAGCAUUAUCUUAUUCCCUAGAAAAAAAACAACCUACUGGUACAAGCCAGUUUUUCCGUCGACAAUCACACCCAUUUACGCCUAAUUUGUUAUUUUAGCACAGUAUUCGGACUCGACCCUUUGUGUUGAAGGGUGUAAAAAAAGAAGAGAUGAGUGAAGCCGAGCAGGUGCUUGAGGGCGCACCUGCUAACCUCGAUGAGUCAGGAGAUUCAGACCCCCUCAAAGAACACCCACCGACUCAGACGGGCAUUCUGGGCAGGGUGGCGGGGGGCAUGUAUGGCGCCACCAAGGGGGCUUUAGGAGCUACCGUGGGCACCUUGUCCUGGAUAGGAGGAAAAAGCCUGGAUCUCACCAAGACGGCCGCCAGCACGGUGGCCGCCGCGCCUGCCGCCGGCGUGGGCUUAAUCAAAGGAGGAGUGUCCGCCGUCGCCGGCGGCGUGACGGCCGUCGGUUCUGCCGUGGUCAGCAAAGUUCCAAUCGGAGGAGGCAAAAAGAAGGACAAGUCCGACUGAGGAGAGGAAAUUAAAAGCACACUGCCGGUGUGAGUUCGCUUGCCGGGUCGCAGCAGGAGGUGAUAAGCAACACGGGACUCAAACAAUCGAUGUGAAUGUGUUCUUUGCUGUUUAUAUUCGCAUACUGGUCAAGAUAAUGACGUGUUCAGAAACUCCAAAUAAGAGACUGCACUUAUUUUUUCUGUGAGGAACAUUUCCCUUCUCACCUGUGCGUCAAGUGGUCCAAUAAAAUGUCCGUGUCUGAUUUUGAUUACAAGCCUCAGGACUGUUUUCACUGCGGGCUGCACAAGCCAAGCCCUAAAUGCACUUGAGUAUCACCAGCGAGACAAUCGGCCAGGAAUACCAUUCUAUAAUAAUUGAGCAUCACAUUUUUUGUUCAAUUUGUUUACUUAUAUCAAGUCAUGCACUCCCAAUUAAAAAAAAAAAAAACAUUCCGGCAAAUUUUUGAGGCAACUAAACUUUAUUAGCUCUACAGAUGAAUUAAAUUUGACCAGCUUCUUGUCCGUGCUCAGCAAGAUGUGUUGAUGUGUGCGUUCAAAUCUUACGAGAGCGUAAAGCACACCUGAAAAGUCAUCAAGGUGUUUGUUUUAUUCACCCCCAACUUUUGGUGAGGAAUCUAAGUUCACUCCCCCCCCCCUAAAAAGAUCCACAAAUAUAUCUGAAGAGCUGAAAUCAGAUUUAAAAUCAACAUUUGAAUGUCAAACCAACACUGAACUCAAAUGUACCAGCGCCUCAAGUUUGGCUUUCAGGGUCGUCGUUCAUGUUUACUCAUGAGACGUGAAUGCAUUUUUUUUAUUAUUAUGGCAAUUAUCUGUAAAGUGUUAACUUGUCAUGUUAGUAAAACUCUUCUGACUACCUUUGAAUAAAGAAAUUGUAAAUAAUA
Messenger RNA from Syngnathus acus (greater pipefish), 1402 nucleotides. RefSeq names its product transmembrane protein 263 (gene tmem263). The transcript is spliced from 3 exons. Lineage: Eukaryota; Metazoa; Chordata; Actinopteri; Syngnathiformes; Syngnathidae. Bases 157 to 519 code for a protein of 120 amino acids. The record is from RefSeq and is a predicted model, not a curated record.